AUGUCAGUAUUACCACCAUUAAAUCAAACUACAAAUUCUAAUCAUCCUGUUGGCAAACCUUCGAAAUUAAUCAAUAUACAACAUUUAUCAUUUAAAGAUCAACUUCCAGAUUUACAAACAAAUAAUACAACUUCAUCGUUACCUAUAACUCCUAUAUCAAUAGAUAUGCCUAUAACGUCAUCUAAUUCAAACAAUUUUGAAUAUAAAUCACUCCCAAUAUCUCCUCAACCUUCCAAAGUUCAAUCAAGCACAUUAGAAGACACCUACAAUAACUUUUCACCUAAAUUAACAUCAAAUACAUUAGAUGGAUUACGAAAGUAUUUUAAUCAUGAUAAUACUUACGAAAAUGAAGAAUAUGAAGAAGAUGAAAGUGAAAGUAUUAUGUCAGAAGUUCAUAGCUUAUUAACGCCAGAUUUUGCAAACGACAAAAACUCAUACACUCAACAAUUUAUUCAACAACAACAAAAACAAUUUCAAAUUGCUGAAACUGCUGCAUUCAUAAGUGAUGUAAAACAAACUUUACCUUUGACAACAUCUGCAAAAGCAACUAGUCAAUUAAUACUAUCUACGUAUUUUUCAAAUGAAAUUUUUUAUUCACAAAAUUUAAUUAAUUUAACUCAACAUUUUAUAAAUCAAGAAUUUGAAUCUUUCAGUCAUGAUUUAAUUUUACAUCCUCAAAUUCCAUCUUCAAAAUAUCAUGAAAAAAUUUUAAAAAAUCUAGAUCAAUUAUAUGAAUCAUCAAUUGAAUUAGUUUCAACUAUUACUAUGUUUAAUUGUUUACUUAAAAAAAUAAAUAGUCAUGAUAUAAGUUUAAAUAAUUUAAAACUUAUAAAGAAACAAUUUGAUAAUUUAAUACAUCACCAUUUAAGUCAUGAUGUACAUUAUAUUUUGGAUAAGAUAAUAGAUGGAUUAUACGAAUACAAUUUAAUGAUUGAAGAAAUUAAUGAAAAAGAUGAAAUUGAAGAAGAUCACAAAGCAGAGACUUAUGCUACUAUUAACGAUUAUUAUAAUGAAAUUGAAACUAUAUUAAGUUUAAAAAAUUCAAAAUUAACCAUUCUGGAUUGUUCAAAAUUUCAUGAUUAUUUGAAUGAGGAAAUAUUAAAUAAUUCGAAAUGGAAUAGUUAUAUUAUACACUUGAAAAAUCUUGUAUAG
Lodderomyces pseudojiufengensis is the source of this 1152-nucleotide messenger RNA. RefSeq lists its product as uncharacterized. The transcript has a single exon. The record is from RefSeq and is a predicted model, not a curated record. Lineage: Eukaryota; Fungi; Ascomycota; Pichiomycetes; Serinales; Debaryomycetaceae. Bases 1 to 1152 code for a protein of 383 amino acids.